UUCCUGUUUCCUUCCCAUCAUGCUUUUGAUGGAGGAAUGAUGACGGAUCAUUAUUUUGCCUGUCGCAAAAAGGGCUCGAUGCUCUCACGCAAUGAUAUCAUAACGUCAUUGACGUAGACGGUGAUAAUAAAUAAUGAAUUUGCUCGCUUAUCACGUGGAGGCAGCGUCUGAAUAAUUUAACCCCUGCGUUACUAUACAAGCGUAUACGUCCCUUUUUGCAGCAUCAGUGAAGUAUCCCUCCCUACGACGACCUUAAUCCUUACAAUGAUGAUUUGUUCGCCAUCAGUGCUGCUUUGAGUUACGAUAAAUCAUUGUUAAUGUACAAUGAGCAUUAUAUGAUACGCAAACGGAAAUGCAUCCUGCUUGGGAUCCACCUGCCUUUGGACUACGCCACCGUAUCGCGCCGCUGUGAGCCGCAGCACCGCACAUCAGCAUCGGCACAGCUGGACAGCGGCAGCAGCCUGGAAGCGUUGCUUCACCUUCACCCUCACAAGUCAUGUGGAAACAUCUAGUAAUGAUGCUCCUCUGAAAGACAGUGAACAUCUCAGCUGGUUUCUUUGUGACCCCCUAUACUGCAAGGCCAUCUCCCAAAGCUUCUUUAGACCCUCCAUCCUCCUCAGAGUAUCAGCCCCAUAUCUUGAAGCCCUUUGAUCCAUAUCCUGCCUCCAGGAUGAGUGGGCUCUUUGCCAAACUGGACCCACGGCGGAUUCAGUGGGGGUCCACCUGGUUUGCCUUCCAGUCCCGCAUUCUGCGCACAAAGCCGGUGGAGUCCAUGCUGGAGAGCUCAGGUGGCACGGGGGCUCACGGCACCAAACUCGCCCGCGUUCUCUCCACCGUGGACCUUGUGUCUCUGGGAGUGGGAAGCUGUGUAGGCACGGGCAUGUACGUGGUUUCUGGACUGGUGGCUAAGGAAAUGGCGGGUCCUGGGGUCAUUGUGUCUUUCAUCAUCGCUGCCGUGGCCUCCAUCCUGUCAGGGGUGUGCUAUGCUGAAUUUGGUGUGCGUGUGCCUAAAACCACAGGAUCGGCCUAUACUUAUAGCUAUGUGACGGUGGGCGAAUUUGUGGCUUUUUUCAUUGGCUGGAAUCUGAUUUUGGAGUAUCUGAUUGGUACAGCAGCAGGAGCCAGUGCACUCAGCAGCAUGUUUGACUCGCUGGCCAAUCACAGCAUCAGUGGCUUCAUGAUCAAACAUAUAGGAACACUCAACGGACUGGGUAAAGGGGAGCAGUCGUAUCCAGACUUCUUGGCCCUGGUCAUAGCUAUCCUGGUCACAAUAAUAGUUGCUCUGGGUGUGAAGAAUUCCGUCGGGUUCAACAACGUGCUGAAUGUCAUCAAUCUGGUGGUGUGGGUGUUCAUAAUGAUUGCAGGCCUGUUCUUCGUCAGUGUAAGCAACUGGGACGAGGGACGAUUCCUGCCUUAUGGCUGGUCAGGGGUCAUGCAGGGUGCAGCCACUUGCUUCUAUGCUUUUAUUGGGUUUGACAUCAUAGCCACCACGGGAGAAGAAGCCAAGAGUCCCAACACAUCCAUCCCCUAUGCCAUCACUGCCUCUCUGGUCACCUGCCUCACUGCCUAUGUCUCUGUGAGUGUGAUCCUCACCCUGAUGGUCCCUUACACUGAAAUUGACACAGAUGCUCCUCUGAUGGAAAUGUUUUCUCUUCAUGGCUUCCAAACUGCCAAAUACAUAGUGGCCAUCGGCUCCAUUGCAGGACUGACAGUCAGUUUGUUGGGCUCUCUUUUCCCACUGCCGAGAGUCAUCUACGCCAUGGCAGGAGAUGGUUUGCUCUUCAGGUUCCUGGCUAAUGUGAGCACGUACACAGAGACUCCUGCAGUGGCCUGUGUGGUGUCAGGUUUCCUCUCUGCUCUGUUGGCUUUGCUCGUCAGUCUGAGGGACCUGAUCGAGAUGAUGUCCAUCGGCACCCUGCUAGCCUACACGCUAGUGUCGGUGUGUGUGCUUCUGCUGCGUUACCAGCCUGAAGGAGACAUCCAUGGAUUCGUCAACUUCCUCUCCGAGCAGAACUCGAAACGUAAGGAGGGAGUGCUGGCCGAGUGCGAGAAGGAAGCCUGCUCGCCGGUCAGUGAGGGUGAUGAUUAUGGAGGAGCUGCCACAAACACCUGCGGAGCCAAGAACCUGCCGUCUCUGGGAGACAACGAGAUGCUGAUUGGUAAGCCUGACAAGUCCACCUACACUGCCAGUCACCCCAACUAUGGCACCGUGGACAUGUCCUCAGGCAUUGAGUCAGAUGAGACGGACAGCGUGUACCUUCUGAAGCUGAAGAAGCUGCUGGGGCCUCGCUAUUACACCAUGCGCAUUCGGCUCGGCCUGCCGGGGAAGAUGGACCGGCCCACUGUGGUCACCGGCCGGGUCGUCACUCGCUGCGUCAUUCUGCUCUUCAUCCUCAUCUUCUGCUUCUGCUCCCUCAUCAUCUUCGGGUCAGGUCAGAUCGCUGAUGGCCAGUGGUGGGCCGUGCUGCUGCUGGUGCUGCUGCUGCUGGUCAUCACGCUCUUGAUCUUCAUCAUCAUUCAGCAGCCGGAGAACCCCAAGCGCCUGCCCUACAUGGCUCCUUGCGUUCCCUUUGUCCCGGCCUCUGCCAUGCUUGUAAACAUUUACCUCAUGCUCAAGCUCUCCACCAUCACAUGGAUCCGUUUUGGCGUAUGGUGCUUCGUGGGUGUUUUGAUCUACUUCGGCUAUGGCAUGUGGAACAGCACCCUAGAGAUCACGGCGCGAGAGGAGGAAGCCCAUGCUAGCACAUACCAGCGCUAUGACGUGGGCGUGGACGACAACUUUGCCGUGGAUGACGAUCUAUACCCUUCUGGAGAUGGAGGGCCAUACCAAAGCUUGGGCUCCCAUGAGGGCAGAGGUGGGCACAAGAAACAGCAGGAGCAGAGUGAGCCUCAGCUUGACGGCCUGGACAGGGUGGACAACCACAGGACCUCCUCUUCCUCCUCACACAGCAGGGCCAAAAGCAAAGCUGGCAAACCUAGUCCGGGCUUUGAGGCGCUGGUGGUCGACGAUGAUUUGGACGAUCCUUUGGAAUGAGAAUGUAAUCUGAAUGUACUCGUCUGCCAACAACUGCAGAACCCUUGGGCUAGAUUGUUAUGUCUCUCUGCAAUGAGUUUUUAUUUGACUUCUAUUCCUUCAUUUGCAGCCCUUUUUUUUACUACUGAUUGGAUAAUGUGAACGUUUAAGAUGGGAUUUAACAUUUAGAAGGCUUUUGAUCUUUCUUUUUUUA
Messenger RNA from Rhinichthys klamathensis goyatoka, 3227 nucleotides. It is a transcript of the gene slc7a14a, whose product is annotated as solute carrier family 7 member 14a. The coding region runs from base 671 to 3034 and encodes 787 amino acids. The record is from RefSeq and is a predicted model, not a curated record. Gene Ontology annotation, molecular function: amino acid transmembrane transporter activity. Gene Ontology annotation, cellular component: plasma membrane. NCBI's taxonomy places the organism in Eukaryota, Metazoa, Chordata, Actinopteri, Cypriniformes, Leuciscidae. Gene Ontology annotation, biological process: amino acid transport; transmembrane transport. The transcript is spliced from 8 exons.